GCAGCCAGGGCUGGACACACGUGCGCGCCGUGGCCGCCUGUUCGCCGUUGAGCCCCACGCUCUCAUAAUCCCGCUCGCCGCCUCGCGUGGGCCCUCGGCUCCUUCCCACUGCCAGCGGGCGGAGGAGCCUCUUACGCUGCAGGAGCUGGGCGGAGGAGGGCUUGGGCCUGGCUGCGCAGCGCUGUUGUCGCUGAGCAUCGGGCGUCGCCCGCAGAGAACGGCGCGGAACCUCCCAGAGCUGUCCGCAUCCCGCAUCCCUCGGCCACGGUGGCCGGAGCAGCACGGCAGGCGCAGGACCGGCGCGCCCCGGUGUCAGCCAUGUUUGGGACAACUUGAUUUACUUAUUGAUCCAUUCAGAUGCACAGAAGACAAAAUGUCUAACUUUCAAUACUUGGUUUUUGUAACUUAACUUCAGUUCUUGAAUUAAUUAAGAUACUUUCAUAUCCUCUCCCAUCUCAGAAGUGUGAGAUAAAAUUUUAUAAUAAAAUCAUGGUCGUGUUGUGGCUUGUAUGGUUAAUUUAGAAAAUAGAGAUUUUGUUUCACAUUGCUAACAGUUAUGACUAUCACACUUUACCAGUUAACAGUCGGUACCUUCAGAAUUGCUAGCAUUACUUCAUGCAACUUCAGCUGGAAGAGUGGUAGCUACUACAUUUGAUCCUUCAAUAAAUCUAUCAGUAUAAGUGAUAAUUUUCUUCAGCUGAAUAGGAAAUUACAGAGAGCAUGCCCUGCAAUUCUGUUAAGUAUUUCAGUGAGGUUGAUUUGUGAGAAGAAAAUACUGAGACACCCGUGAAAGCUGGUGAUAAACCACUGUGGGACCAAUAAAGUUCAGGGAUUGCAUGCAAUGAAAAGGAAAAAAUGGUGUUCAUGAGGUCUAGGUUGCAACCUUCUCUCUCAGAUAUUUCUCUUCACCCAGUGAUGUUGAAGAAACUGAACAAUUCUGAGAAGGAAAUCUUACUUUUCUUGUUAAGAUAUUGUAUUCUUCUUCUGACUGUAGAGAACACUUUCCAGUAACUGGAGGAGACUAGUCUGGAAAAGAAAUUGUUGCCAAAUUCUUGAUGCGCAACAGGAAGAACAUUUUGUAGGAACUGAGAACAAAUUUCCCAGUGAUACUAAGCAGACCCAGUGUCACUGAAGUCUGUAACUAUACAUACUUAUAUCAGGUCUGAAUUUAAUCUUGUGUAUUUAAAUACUUUUGCUAUAAUCUAAAUGAUUUGACUUCAUGGACAACAGAAACAAACAAACAAAAAAGUGUGUUAUACAUUAGCAUGUCUCAGAAUUACUAUAGAAUGCAGAUAAAUGUAAGUUUCAUUCUACAGAAUAUAGUUAUCUUUCACCAUGAUUGAGUUAGAUACCCUUUGAAUCUGAAUCUACUGCUAAUGAGCUGCAUUAAACCAGAUAGGACAAAGUGUUAGAUCAUGUAAUUCAUAGUGAAGAGCAGAAUAAUGACUCCUGGAGUAGAUAGAUAAAAUUGACUUGACUAGGCAAAAAGACUGUGGUGCAUAUUCUUGUUUCCACCAGAAGUCACAAUGUUGCAUUGUAACUCUGAUUCAGUUUGCUAAGUGCAUACUAUAACCUGGUGUAACUCUUGCUGAAAUAAUUAUCUGUUCACAGAUUCUCCAGCAAUUAGAAUUCUUCAUGAGUUCAGUACUCCCACAAAAGCUGCUUUGUUCGUGUAGUAUUCUUUUUCUCUCAGUUAAGUGUUAUCAUCAGCUAUUACCCCCAUCCUGUUGGCACCAGUUACCUGAUUCCUUAUUGUGGACUUGCAGCAGUCUUUGGCUCCUAAAACUUAGUCUUUCAUUUUCUGUAUUGGUUGUAGACUUCAUAUUUACAGUGCAUUUUGUGUUUCAUCUUCAUCACUUUUGCAUGUAGUUCUCAUCCAUUAAAUUUGAUGUGUGUUUUAGUCAAGAUCUUUUCUGAAUUUCUGCUGUGUUAAGAAUCCUGACUUUUUGUUCUAUGUCCUCUGCUGAAUCAUGCUGGUCAGGGUGGAGAUUUAGUCAACAGGCAGCUUUGCUGAGCUGGUGCACUAUGCUCUCACAGUCUACACUAAAAUCAGAGAUUAAAGUAACAUGAACUUUUUGCAGCUCUAUAUUGCAUUUUGCCACCCGCAGGGUAGCAUGUUAGUAUGUUGACUGCUUCAUUAGAGAUUAAUGAGCUCUGAAGAAAUGAGCAUUAAUAUUUUUCUCCCUUACUUUAAUGGCAAACACGGAACUUUAUCCAUUCUUUCCUUUUCCCAAUUUUUAUGAUGUUAGAGCAGCAUAUUAUAACUUCUGAAAGUUAGUUUGUAUGAGCAUUCUUGAUAUUCUUUUAUGAAGUACAGACACUUUUUUUCCUUCUUCUAGCUUAGACAAAGAUCAAAACCAUUUUUUUUUUUAUCAAAGAAGAUUUGAGGAUUAUUUGACAUUUGUUAAAAUCUGAGUGUAGAUAAUUCUACUGAGUUGCUACAUUUUGAUUACAGAUAACCCUACUACAGUUCCUUUACUAGAGAAUACAUUUAAGAAAGAUUAGGAGAAAAUAUUAUGAAGCGGAAUGUUUCUGAGUGGAUCUUUUUGUGCUUUAGGUGACAAACUUGUCUCAAGUCCUACUGCAAAUGCCUGCAGUUUGGUCAGCUGAGUCUGCCUUUCUUAUCUCCCUGAGUCAGUGUAACAAAACUUGGAUUUGAACCUGAAUUAAAAGUUGCGUAGAGAGCUCAGAUCUGCUAAGGAGCUAAUUUGGGUCUGAAUUUUGUAUUGCAAGGGAUCAUUGUUGCUUAAUCCGAUAAUAGUAUGGCAUUCUAAUCAGGUUGCUUUCCCUCUGCAUGCUGGUGUGUUAGGGCUUGAUGCUUUUUCCAUGAAUAAAAAUAACAAAAUUCCCACUGUGUUAGAAGGAAAGCCUGGUUCUACAGUUUUCUAGAUGUGGCAGAAAAACUUUUUUAUCUUCCAGUGCCAGAAAGAAGUAUAAAUUUUAACAUAUCAAGGCCAAUACUAGUAAGACAUCUUAAAUAUCUAGUUAGGUUAAUUUAGCAACUUAUUUCCAAAAACUUUGUUUAUGCCAACUCAGAUUUUGAACCCUGGUAAUCUUCAGCAAUUUCUGUUCUGUUAAAUUCCUCCAAACAGUAGAGGUGAUUGUCAGGUCAAUUUAAGAUUAACUUUAGGAUUUUAAAGUGGUAUUUUACAUGAGAAAAAGAAUAGUAUCUUUCUUUGCUGCUUUAAGUUGUGGAAAAGUCCAGAGGAAAAUGAUUCUCUCCAGUACAUAUGAUUAAAAGUUACUUUCAGUGUUUUCAUUUGAUGCAUGAGAUCAGUUAAGUUAUGAAAAGGAUGAGUUAUACUGCUCAGAAACAAGAAUGAAAUCAGCUAUCUAAUUCCAUGAGGUUGAUCUAAAAUAGGGGGAAAAAAAAGAAAAAAAAAAAAGAAAAAAAAAGCAACAACAAAAAAUAUAUUUAAUAAAGCUAAGUUGUGCUGUAUUUUUGACAUUUUACUUUUAAAUCCACUGUGCUGGUAAUGGUGUCGUAUAGUAAUAUUUUGCCAUACAUGGCAAGAUUUAAGACUUAGAGCUUAAAAUGAUGACAGUAAUGCCCAGGUCUGAUACCAAAUUCUGUAGUUUGUUGGUAAAUGUGAUGGUUUUAUUUAUCUUAGGAGAGUACUGUAGACAUACUUAGGGGAAACAGUCUGUGAUGCUUUAUUACUACACAAGUUUAUAUAGAAGAUAGCUAGAAGUGGAAUUCAAAGAACAGUUUAACAGAAUUUGGCUUUAUGUUUCUUAAUUAUUUCUUGAUUAUAAUGAAGAACUCCAGCUGUGUACUUGACAAGAGCCAAGUUAUUUGGGAACCUAAAAUAGUAUUUUAUAGGUAGGAAUUGUAUCGUACAAAAUAAAGCUUGUUCAGUGAUUCCUGUUUAUGCAGCUCUGCCAGUGAGUGAUUUUUAUCCGGUAUCUUCUAAUUCAGCCUGGGAACAUUCAUAUCUGUACUCUGCUUGGGCUGAGCAGUUUGGAGUUUACUUUCUGUGCAGGUUGAUGAGAGAAAGAGGGUUUUGUGCAAGUCUCUUGUAUUGUGCUCUGAGAGGGCCCAACACAACAUCACAGCCCUUGAAUGAAUCAACCGAGACCACAUUUUGACAAAGUGCACCUGAUGGUAAUGUCUGCUGAGGUAUGACUGUGUUUGGUUUAGUGCAAACUUUUAGCACAGAAAACAAGUUGUAAAGUCUGAAUCCACCUGUGGAUUUGUGAUGUAUCCUGAAGGACUUUAGCAGUGUACUCUGAUGCAGUCUAGCUAAUGAUACAUAUUCAGUUAGCAAACCAGAACUGUUGAAAACAAACAGUGUUACACCAGCCUGCUGAGCAUCCCUCCAGCAUUUUCUUAGGUAUUGCAAACCUGUACUAUGAAAUUACUAUUGAUAACAGCCUGCUUAGUGGAAGGUUAAUGAAAGGGAACUUAGUAUGAUAUUGUGCUAGGAAUAACAAUAUCAAGCCCAGUGUAUUUUAGAGUGUAGCAAUGCAGUGUUUAAUGCAUGAGAGGACAGGCAGAAUGAUGCAAUUUCUGUUGGCAUUGACUCAUCUGGGAGAGCAGCAGAUAAAUCAUACUGCUACCCUGCAAAUUAUUAUAUCUAAAGUACGUGUAUAGAUGUGACCUUUUAAAAUAUUUUAAUAAAUACUGAUAAAUGGCUUUGUUUCUUACAAUUCAAAAAGGAUUACAGACAUACAGACAAAUUUUAAUGUAGAUUCACUUCUGCAACUUUCAUAUCAAGAACAGAGAUAAAGUUUUUUCAUUUGAACUUUUUACUCCUCAGUGUUGUUACUAAUUAAUGGAACUGAGAAGCUGCAUUAAUUUACAUCAGUGAAAUGAAACGAGAAGUUUGGAAAGUGAAUAGAAGUAGCAGUUGGAAGUAACCGAUGCUGUGGUUUGUAAUCUCAGAGCUCAAUUAGGAUUGUAUAAAUGCUUCAACUGACAUAUUAUUGGUGUUUGCAUCCUGUGUCUACCUAAACAUCAGUCACAGCUAUAGCUGCUGAAGAUUGACUAGAGUAGGAUACAGUUUUUUGAAGAGUUUGCAACCUAAAAGGUGACGUAGAUAAAGUUGCUUUUCCCAUUACACUGUUCUGUACUCUCCUACUCUGACACUUAUUUAUUUAUUUUCAGGAGCUAGUUUCAGACAAAACAAAGCCUGCUACUAGCUCCACCACAUGUUAGAAGGAAGAUUUAUAGGACCUUGAACCCUACCAGCAUCAGUGGUGAGCUGUGAAGCAGAUCACAAACCAGCCCAACUUUGCUUGAAAAAUGUAGGAUGUGUGCCCAUAGGUGAAGUUGGUGAGAAGAGAUAGUGACAGAGGGAGAGGGAAGGUGAGAAGGCAGUGACUAGAAUGUAGGGAAUGAAUGGAAGGGGAUUACAAUGGAGUUCAGUAGGUGACUGGAGUGAAGUUCAGCUUCAAAAUCCCAGGAAACUAUCAAAAAGUUAAUUAUCCUGUCAGACCUAAGGUUGAUAAUAGCACUCAUGCUCACAGAAGUUUUAGUGCUGUUUUUGUGAGUGUCUCCUGGAUAAGCUGUGGGCUGCAUUCCAGUGGCUUAACUUCUUUCUUUGUGACCUGUCACUCGGCACUGGAGCACUCUUGAAGUCUCAAUUAUUGUGCUGUCAGUCCAAUCAUACUAUGAACAGUUCUCAGCUCUACGUGAGUUCCACACAGUAUAGUACAAUCUUUGCCUUAUGGGCCAGAUAUUGUAGCAAGUUCAUAUGCAAAAAUCAGGAAGUUUUCAUGUAUCCUCUAGAAACUUCUGAUUCUCAUCAGUCAGGAGUUUUGAUUAGACUCCUUGUGGAAAUCUAGUCCUGCUUUAGGGUUUUCAAGAAGCUUAACACAUAAUCUAAAUCCCUUUUAAGACUCUUAAUUGUCCAGAUGGUUUUGUACAUAUCAAUUUUGUCCCACGUGAAUAGAAGAGAAUUUCUGAAUUUCUUGAAAAAAAAUUCCUGCCCAAAUUCCUACCUUCAGCAUGGCAACUGCAAGGAAGUCCAUCAGUCCUUAUAAAUGAUUCAUUGUGUUAAUGAAAAACAUAUACUUAAAUGCAAGUUUUUUGCUUUUUGUUUUUCUCUGUACAUGGACAUUUGAAACAGUGGGCUUUUUCAAUGGGUUUGGUAACAGUUUCUCAAAUGUUUUAUAUAUGUUUAGUUGCUUCCUUUUUUCCAAGAAAGUAUCUAAAGCAUUAAAGCUCAGAAGAGAUGAAGCUCUCUCCUUUGAAAAUAUGAUUGUGAUUAUGUAUUCCUAAAUGAAGAAUAAAUAAGUCUCCCUUGCUUUUGAAGUGCUGAGUUUGUCCAAUACAUCAACAUCUUAAUUGCUGUAUGACUUUCAGAAAUGGUCCCCAAACAUUAAUCUACUUUGUUUAAAUUGUAUUUUUAAUAAACUCAACAGUUCCCGUAGAGCUUCUAAGUCAGGAAAGAAUGGAGCUGGUCUCCUAAAUUGUAUGCAAAGUGCAUGCCCUGUUAUGUCUAGUAAGAAGAAUCUGAUUAUGCUUCCAGACUGAAAUACAAGCAAUUAGGCUAUCAGUCUUUAGGAAACAGAUGAAAAGACAAUUGUAAAACAAACAAACAAACAAACCCACUUAGCAAGUGAAUGAAAUGCAUUUUAUAUGAAAAUGUAGGACCAAAACGUGAAUUUAUGUCCAACAAUUUGAAAGCAAUUUAAUCUCUCUUUCUUCUCUUUUCUUUCUCUUCUCAGACCUUGCAUAUAAGGCAAAUUGGGUAAACCAGAGCAUAUCAUUACUAAAUUAAGUUCUGCACUGUGUAAUAACUUUUUUUUUCUCCCCCCCCACAGAUACGUUCAGUAGGACAAACAUUCAGAAACAGAGAAGUCCUUACUUUUGAUUCCCUGCUAUCAAGGACUCAGGCAGCAUCUUUAUUCUUUCUCUUCAAAAUUUCUUGCCCAGCAGAGGGAGAUCUUUCUUCAGCACUUCUCCAUCUGUCCCAGACAAACUUCACUUCUGCAUUUUUCUCAUAUUACAAAUGCCUAAAAACAGCAAGGUAGUGAAAAGAGACCUAGAUGAUGAGGUCAUUGAGUCAGUUAAGGAUCUUCUCUCUAAUGAAGACUCUUCAGAUGACGCCUUUAAGAAGAGUGAGCUGAUGGUUGGUGAUCAGGAAGAAAAAGAUGCAGAUGUUGAAGAAGGCUCAGAUGUGGAAGAUGAAAGACCUGCUUGGAAUAGCAAACUCCAGUAUAUUCUGGCACAAGUUGGAUUUUCUGUAGGAUUGGGGAAUGUGUGGCGAUUCCCGUAUCUGUGUCAGAAAAAUGGUGGAGGUGCCUAUCUUGUGCCAUACUUAAUCUUGCUACUGGUCAUAGGUAUUCCACUCUUUUUCUUGGAGCUUUCUGUGGGGCAGAGAAUCCGCCGAGGGAGUAUCGGUGUAUGGAAUUAUAUCAGCCCUAAACUUGGAGGAAUUGGGUUUGCAAGCUGUAUAGUAUGUUUCUUUGUGGCCCUGUACUACAAUGUCAUUAUUGGAUGGAGUCUGUUUUACUUUUCCCAGUCUUUUCAGCAUCCAUUACCAUGGGACCAGUGUCCUCUAGUUAAAAAUGCAUCCCAUACGUUUGUGGAGCCAGAGUGUGAAAAAAGUUCUGCAACAACCUAUUACUGGUACAGAGAAGCACUGAAUAUUUCCAGCUCUCUUUCAGAGAGUGGGGGUUUAAACUGGAAGAUGACUAUCUGCCUGCUGGCUGCCUGGGUCAUGGUAUGCCUCGCCAUGAUCAAAGGCAUUCAGUCUUCUGGCAAAAUCAUGUACUUUAGUUCCCUUUUUCCUUAUGUGGUACUCUUGUGCUUUCUGGUCAGAGGACUGCUCCUUAAUGGAUCAUUGGAUGGAAUUCGUCACAUGCUCACACCUAAGCUUGAAAUAAUGCUGGAGCCCAAGGUCUGGAGAGAAGCUGCUACUCAGGUGUUCUUUGCCUUAGGGCUUGGAUUUGGUGGAGUCAUUGCCUUUUCAAGCUACAACAAGAGAGACAACAACUGCCAUUUUGAUGCUGUACUGGUGUCCUUCAUCAAUUUUUUCACUUCUGUGCUGGCAACCUUGGUGGUGUUUGCAGUUCUGGGCUUCAAAGCCAAUAUCAUAAAUGAGAAAUGUGUUAUCCAAAAUUCAGAGAAGAUUUUAAAACUUUUGAAAACAGGAAAUCUGAGCCAAGAUAUGAUUCCACAUCAUAUCAAUUUCUCAAGCAUUACAGCAGAAGAUUACAAUUUAGUUUAUGACAUUAUUCAGAAAGUUAAAGAAGAAGAGUUUGAAUCUCUUGGCUUGAAAUCUUGUCAAAUUGAAGAUGAGCUUGGCAAGGCUGUUCAGGGAACUGGUUUAGCUUUUAUUGCCUUUACAGAAGCAAUGACCCACUUUCCUGCUUCCCCCUUCUGGUCGGUCAUGUUCUUCCUUAUGUUGGUAAAUUUGGGACUUGGAAGUAUGUUUGGAACCAUUGAAGGCAUCAUCACACCCAUUGUUGAUACUUUCAAAAUUAGGAAAGAAAUUCUUACUGUCAUCUGCUGCUUGGUAGCAUUUUUUAUUGGCCUGAUCUUUGUGCAGCGCUCUGGAAAUUAUUUUGUCACAAUGUUUGAUGACUACUCAGCUACUCUGCCCCUGCUUAUUGUGGUCAUCUUGGAGAACAUUGCAGUUACUCGAAUUUAUGGAAUAGAAAAAUUCAUGGAGGAUCUGAAAGAUAUGCUUGGAUUUUCUCCAAGCCAGUAUUAUUACUACAUGUGGAAGUACAUUUCACCUUUAGUAUUGUUAUGUUUGCUGGUAGCUAGUAUUGUCCAAAUGGGAUUAAGUCCUCCUGGCUACAAUGCAUGGAUUGAAGAUACGGCUACAGAAGAGUUCCAUAGCUAUCCAACAUGGGGAAUGAUGGUCUGUAUAUCUUUGAUGGUAUUAGCCAUACUGCCAGUCCCAAUAGUCUUAAUAGUGCGCCGCUGCAACCUUAUUGAUGACAGCUCUGGUAGCUUGGCAUCUGUAUCCUAUAAAAGAGGCCGGAUAAUAAAAGAGCCUGUUAAUCUGGAGGGAGAUAAUACAAGUCUAAUUCAUGGGAAGAGUCCAAGUGAAGUUCCAUCUCCGAAUUUUGGGAAAAACAUAUAUCGAAAACAGACUGGAUCACCAACUCUAGACACUGCUCCAAAUGGACGCUAUGGUAUUGGAUACUUAAUGGCAGAUAUGCCUGAUAUGCCAGAAUCUGACUUGUAAUUGCAGAAAAAAAAGUACUCUGUUACUCCUCUUGCUGAUCAUGGCUCCCCUAAGAGAGGCGGUCAUAUUCACAUACUAACGUGCAAUCUCAGGUGCUCCAUAGUGACAGUCGUCAAGAUGCUAUGACUGUCUGCACAGGUUGAGAAAACUCCCUGUGGAUUAAUUGUCUGAGUUUCAUUUGCACUGAAGAGAAUAAAUGGAAAAUCAAUGGCAGCCUACAUCUGCCAGUGUAGCUGAGAAUUUGUUUUCUUAAUUAAUUUCUAAAUUUAAAGCAUUCUAUCACUGAAGCCCAUGUCCCACUCAAAUGAUGUAAUAUUCCUGGGCCAAUAUCACUGAAAAAAUAUAUUUUUUUUCUGCUUCCAAAUUAACUCCCCAGUAUUAAAAGUGAGCUCUGAAGAAGUUCACCAAACCCAUGUUUGUGCACACAUUUGUAUAUACGUUAUGUAGAUAUGCUGUACUUAUUUUGUUAGUGACAAUAAUUACCUAGGCUAUUAGCUCAGUAAAAAAACCUGCAAACUAUUUUCUUAUGUAAUAUCUGUAUAGAGCAAUAGUGUUAGAAAAAUCAAGGAGUAGACUUAUGGGAAGACAAGAAAAGAUUCCCUGUUCACUGGGGACUGCAUAAACUGUAUUUGUAUACGAGGGCUGUUAAGAAAGUAAUGCCUUCUAUUUUAUUAUAUUGGCCCAUGAUAUCAGAAGUGGAUGCUGGUGGUGUUGCAGUAGAGGUUGAACCUUCCCACUAGUAAUCCAUUACAUUUAGUUGCCAUGUGACAGAUAGCUGCUGAGGGGCAGUUUAACAAAUGCCAUCUGACAUGGAAGCGCAUAUGAAGCGAAGGUGUGUCACUGAAGUCCUCCAUGGGAAAAAAAUGGCACACAUUGACCUUCAUAAAAGCUUGGUGGACAUUUAUGGAAACCAAACAAUGGAUAUGAGGAGAUGCGCACACUGAGGCUGUGGGUGGUUUGUUUCAGGAAUGGUCUCAGCAAUGUGAAAGGCAAGUCAUGUUCUAGAUGGCCAUCUACAAAUAUCAUACCACAAAAAGAAGAGUGUCUUGAUCAGUACAUCUGUGCAAAUCAACGGAUUACAACCAGGGAACUGUGUAUGGAGCUGAAUACUAGCUCCAAUGCACUGGAAAUGAUAGCGGCAGUAUUGAAAUAUCACAAAGUUUUCACAAGAUAAGUUUUACAAAUUGUCACGGCAGAAAAAAAAAAAAUGAAAUACUGUACUCAAAUUUAUCAGGACCAAGGCUGAAGGUAACAGUAUCUUGGAUCACAUCACUACUGGUGAUGAGAUGUGGAAUCACUAGUAUGAGUUGGAGUCAAAGCAGCAGUCUACGGAACAGUGACAUAUAGAUUCCCCAUCAAAAAAAAAAAAAGAAGUUUAAGACAUAGCCUUCAGCAGGUUAAGUGAUGCACACUGUCUUUUGGUAUGGGAAAGGGGUGAUCCUUCUGGACUUCCUGGAACCCAGAUAAACUAUCAACCCUGACCACUACAUAACGACUCUGACUAACCUGAAGGCUCAAACUCCUAAGGUCAUGCCAGAGAAGAAGUUAACCUUUCUCUUGCAGCAUGAUAAUGCCAUGCCCCGUAACAGUUCGAAUACCAUGAAGUACAUUGCUAGUGUUGAAUGGACUGUCCUACCAUACCUACUGUAUAGUCCAGAUUUGGUGCCUUCUGACUUUCAUCUUUUCAGGCUGAUGAAAGAUGGACUGCACGGGCAACUGUUUCCUAGAAAUGAUGCCAUCAUAGCAGCUGUGAAACAGUGGGCCGUCUUCACUGGUACAGAUUUUAACAAGCAUGGCAUGCAGGCUCUUGUUCAUCACUGGUGAAAAUGCAUAGCUAACAGUGGUGACUAUGUUCAAAAACAGUGUUCUGUAGCUCAGAAUUUGCUCUAUCAGAUAGUGUUAUUCUCUUUGCAUCUGUCAUUUUUUUUCUGUGGAAAUAAAUAGGAGGCAUUACUUUCAGAGCAACCCACGUAUUUUGUGUAAAAUAUUUGUUUUUUCAGUGUGAAAACAAUGUAAGAGUGAGUCACUCCAAGAAUCUUAAGGAUUGUGCAGAUUCUGCAUUUUUUCUAUGCUGUGUGCCUAAGAAAAACCUUGAUAUUUAUUGUGGUUAUGAGAUUACAUAUAUAUUAUAUUUAUAUAAUAUACUUGUAAAUAUGUAUAUUACUCUGUAUGUAAUCAAAAGUUCAAGCAAGAUGGCUUUUUUAAUUAGUCUCCUUCUGAUUUUGCUUGUUUUAUGCCAAUAAUUUUUUUCAGUUAGUAAUUGCUAAGAACUGUAUGCCAUUACAUUUUAACCUAUGAAUAAAGAGAUUGAGAAGGUA
Messenger RNA from Gallus gallus (chicken), 11464 nucleotides. RefSeq names its product solute carrier family 6 member 15 (gene SLC6A15). The record is from RefSeq and is a predicted model, not a curated record. The coding region runs from base 6957 to 9146 and encodes 729 amino acids. Gene Ontology annotation, biological process: sodium ion transmembrane transport; L-leucine transport. The transcript is spliced from 13 exons. Lineage: Eukaryota; Metazoa; Chordata; Aves; Galliformes; Phasianidae. Gene Ontology annotation, cellular component: plasma membrane. Gene Ontology annotation, molecular function: proline:sodium symporter activity.